GGGGGAGUGUAAGGAGGAAUAGAAGGAGAAAGUAUUAGCCGGGGACUGAAAGGAGAACUUGUUAGCAGGGAAAGUGUGGGGAAAAGAGGAAGACAGAGCAGGAACUCUGAUCUAUUCUACAAAUGAUUAGUCUCUCUCAUGCAUCCAAAGCAGUGCUCUGUCAUCCUCUCAUGCUGUAUGUCCGAGAUCAUCACACUCCUCAUCAGACAUCCACUCUCUAAACAGCAAAGGAUAACACUGAUUAGUAUGCUGUGGUGCUAGAAUACUACAUAGAGAUCACUGAGCACACUGUAACGUCUAUAAGACUAUAGAAAGACAGCUAUAGUUAAACCAAGUGGGUCACCAGAUGUGAGUCAUAAGAAAAAGGACAGACUUAGAGGCAGAUCAGCAAACAAGAGACACUUUAGGAGUCAACUUGGAUCAAAUGCUCAGGAAAGAGAAAUGAGGAUAUAGAUUACCAGGAUACUGGAACCCAGGGGACCUGAAGCCCAGUUCCCCCUAUCAGUUUUGAAAUGGUGCAGUGCCGGAGUCCCCAUUGAUAAAAAUCAGGCACCGUAGAUCUGUGAGUCAGUGUGACUGGGACAGAGGAGGACCGAGCUUCCAGACCAUGUACAGAGACUUUUCCGGGACUUACCCUCAGCAAGAUUUAGGGUGCAGCAGAGGCAGUCACAGCCCUAGUAACCCAGGAACGGCGCAAGUGUUUGGCAUGGGUCACAGUGUCAGAUCAUUACCUCCUGAGGAUAAUCAGCAAAAAUACCCCCCACACACAUCUUCCAGUCCUUUCAUCCCCACAAUAAAUGCAGUAACAUCAAAUCAAGACCUUAACUGGAUGGUCCAACCAAGUGUCAGACCUUUGACCUUACCACCCUACCAUAGUCCUCGUCAUGGUGUCAUCAGGAGCAUGGGGGGAGUCCUCAGCAUGGGACGGAGAAGACACAGUGAUCAUGUGUCUCUAGAAGAAGAAGAAAGGAGAAGAGUGCGAAGAGAAAGGAAUAAAAUUGCUGCUGCAAAGUGCAGGAACCGCCGUAAGGAGCUGACAGAUUAUCUGCAGGCAGAGACAGAUAAACUUGAAGAGGAGAAGUCAACUCUGCAGAAGGAGAUAGCUGAACUGCAGAAACAGAAAGACAAGCUGGAACUGAUUCUUGAUGCCCACCAGCCAAUCUGCAAGGUGCCCUGUUCCCAUCAGCCUAACCAGCGGAUGAAUUCUUCUAAGCUCUUCAAGGAGGAGCCACAUGAAGAACCAGCUCGAGGUCCUAAGGUCAAUCUUCCCAGAAUAGAGCUUAGCGACACUGUUCUUGAACCAGAAGCUCUUCACACGCCUACCUUGAUGAAGACACCAUCAAUCACACCCUUUACGCCAACUCUGGUCUUCACUUACCCUGGACCUCAAGAGUCUUGCUCUUCUGCCCAUCGCAGGCUCAGUAGCAGCAGCAAUAGCAGCGGGGACCAAAGUCCUGGCUCCCUUAGUUCACCUACAUUAUUGACUCUUUAGGAUGAUCUUUAAGACAAAGUUAUCUUCAUGAGUGUUAAACUGUGUCUCAGUUGUUUUACAAUAGACUUGCCAGUUUUAAGAUUGUUCUAGAUCGAUCCCCUAUUCCCUCACACCCAGUAAGGCAUGAUAUCACUUUCCCUUGAUAUGGUUUUCUAUAUACACAUUUUCUUCCUUAUAAGGGAUUUACAUUAGAUGCAUGACCUCUUUUUAUAAGGUCACAAGUUCUUUCAGCAAUAUAGCUAUAUAAGACCACAGGGUCACAGAUAAAGUCAAGGGCAGAGCCGACACUAAACUGUAUGACCCCUGUUGCAAGGUCACAACAAAAAGUCAACGGCAGAGCCGAAAUUAGGCUAUGUGGCUUUAUAAUAGGGUCAGAGGUAAAAGUAUUUACAGAGCUGGUCUCUGUAUUUAUUAAUAUAUAUUUUUAUAUGGUCCUUGCUUGCGGUAUGUACAUUUUGAUAAUGGUACAUAAAUGAAGCCCCUAAAAAGGGUGUUAUUAUUCAUGUUUUUGACUUGUGCAUUUUUCUGUGGUAUACUCUCAAAUCCACAUGUAGUGCUGAAUUAAACAAGUAAUAUAUAUAUAUUGAAUAAAAUACUCCUGCAUUUGUGUAAAA
Pseudophryne corroboree (corroboree frog) is the source of this 2106-nucleotide messenger RNA. RefSeq names its product FOS like 1, AP-1 transcription factor subunit (gene FOSL1). Gene Ontology annotation, cellular component: nucleus. Gene Ontology annotation, molecular function: RNA polymerase II cis-regulatory region sequence-specific DNA binding; DNA-binding transcription factor activity, RNA polymerase II-specific. Bases 608 to 1492 code for a protein of 294 amino acids. NCBI's taxonomy places the organism in Eukaryota, Metazoa, Chordata, Amphibia, Anura, Myobatrachidae. The transcript is spliced from 6 exons. The record is from RefSeq and is a predicted model, not a curated record. Gene Ontology annotation, biological process: regulation of transcription by RNA polymerase II.